AAAAUGUGAAGUAAACAACAUACUACUUGUCCUUAUCACUUUCAGUCCUUCCUUGCAAUGCUCAUUCGAUUUCAUCUUUUAGUUAACGUACUACAAUGUUACUCUCGGGUUUUUUUUUAGUGAAAAUUUUUAAUGUAAGCUAACUUGAAGAAAUUUUAUGUUGCUCCUCAGACCAUCACCAUCAUCUUGUAAUGUUUGGCACAUUUCUUAAAACCACGUCAUGCCUCUUAGUCGAUUAGAUCAAAUCUAUAGGUCUGUCCUUUUAUCAAAGUACUUCGUGGAAGGAUGGGGCAAACCAGAGUCUCUUAAAAGGUUAUGUGAGUUUCGGAAAAUUGUCUCCAAUCGUGAAACCUGUUACAAGUUAGUGGAACCUGACUACCCUGUUACCAUUACCAAGGAGGAAAGUUGGUCAGAUUGCCAAGUCCUUGAAGGAUACUUUAUUUCUCCUUUGGUCCAGUAUUUGCCUGGAAUCGUACCACCUGAAUCUGAAAAGGCUCAUUUUCAACUGAUUCUUCCUAAAACAUGGAACCGACCAGACUUCAAACCAGUUUGUCUCCAUAUGGCCGGCACAGGAGAUCAUUAUUAUUGGAGGAGAAGAACAAUCUUAGCAAAGCCUCUACUGAAAGAGGCCAAUAUUGGUUCCAUCAUCAUAGAAAAUCCUUUUUAUGGUCUCAGGAAACCAAAAGAACAGUUACGUUCCAUUCUUCGAAAUGUUUCUGACAUCUUUGUGAUGGGAGGUUGUUUAAUUUUAGAGUCAUUAGUUUUAUUUCAUUGGUGCCAAAAUAUGGGCCUAGGACCUUUAGGUGUUACUGGCUUGUCAAUGGGAGGUCAUAUGGCUUCCUUAGCUGCAACCACAUGGCCAAAACCCAUCGUGUUAGUACCAUGUCUUUCUUGGUCAACUGCAUCUGGUGUUUUCACUGAGGGCGUACUCAGUAAUGCGAUCUGUUGGGAUUUACUGGAAACUCAAUAUCAAGAAAAUGAAUCUCUAAGAAUAGAAGUACAGAAAAUGUUGUCUUGCAUUGAUCCCAAUUUCAUAGCUGGUCAAAUAUUUGCGAAACAGUACAAUGAAAAUUUAAUACAUAGCGAUCAUCCUAUGAGCACCGUAGACCCUGUCAGUGACUUCAAAGUAACCACUAAUCUGAUCAAAGAUAGUGACCUGAAAGCUGCAAGUAUUGGUCUAUCACUGAGCAAGCCAGAGUUGGCCUCAAAGGUGAAACCAUCGGGGCUCAGUCAAUAUCUCAAACUGCAGGACAUGAAAAUUUUGAAUACUGAUGAGUAUUUGAAAGUACUCAAGUCUGUCACUGAUAAAUUAGCAGUGUUAUCUGAUUGGAAAUCAGGGAAAGGAAUGAGCGAGGAACAAAAAGAAGCCCUGCAGUUCAUGCGCGGGAUUAUGGAUGAAUUCACUCAUCUGACUCAGUUCAGCACUCCUGUAGAUACAUCUUUAAUAACAGCAGUAUGUGCUAUUGAUGACGGCUAUGUACCUCGAGAUGGUGUAAUGGACCUGAAAGAUAUCUGGCCGGAAGCUAAAAUUGUUUAUGUGAAUGCUGGCCAUGUUUCAGCUUUCGUUUUGCAUCAAAAAACUUUCAGGCAAGCAAUCAUCGAUGCCUACGAGAAAGCGAGAAUUAAGUACCAUUCAAGCUGACAAGGAGAUUCAUGGCAUUCAGAAUUUGCUUAGUGAAAAAUAUUUCCUCAGUCUUAGGAAAAUUGUACAAGCACACUAAACUUCUAAUCAUUCAGAAUGGCUGUCAUCGAGACUCUGGAAUAUCCAAAUCAAUUUGGCAAGUGGGCGUGGCCGUGUAAUUGACAAGGGCAGGCCAAUUUUCGACUGUCGGGUAGUUAUUCUGGUUGAAGUUUCCUGUUAUUUUGAUAUUGUUGGCAUUUUUUCAACUAAGAUAGCGAAACGUGUUUUCUUGAAGAAAGAAUCAUCCUCUUAAACAUGCAAUGCACUGUAAUCAACUAAUAUUUGCAUGCAGUUGAGUGUUGUAUUUUCUAAAGAUACUCAUGUAUUUUUCACUUUAUAGUACUUCCUGGUGCUCUACGAUCCCUUACUGCCAUUGUUCUACAUUAAACCAUAACUCUUCGAAAAUUUUGCACGUAGCAUUUUGGAUUAAAUACCAUCUUUAGACCCUGUUCACCAGUGGAGCUAAAUCUAAGACACUUCUCGGCAACCUGUCCUCUGCCACUCUUUGUGCAUAACCAUAACAUAUUAGUUGUUUCUUUAACAUUAAUGAUGGUGCAUUUGGUAGCCAUGAUCUCCCAUAGUAUCUCUCUAAAUGGGAUUUCCUAGGGAAAUACUGGGUAAUCUGUGCCAGAAAUCCAUCUCUGUUGCUUCUAAAACCUCAAGGAUUUCUCAUUGAUAAACAGUAUUUUUCCUUAACUGAAUUAUCGGGAGUUUUGUUUAGUUUUUCUGUUUACACCAGUGUUUGCAAUUUUGAAAAAGAGAUUUUCUAGCAUUGCUUCCCUUCUCUAAGCUGAUAAAAUUUUUCUUAUAAAUGUUUUCUAUGCCAUGACCUGACUAAGUCCCUCUAGUAAUAUUGAAGUUCAAAUUUUCCAAGCUGUUUUUGCAAUGGAAGUAAGUACUCACAAUUAUUAAAAUGAUCUUCCUCCAGAUUUGUUAAUUUUGAUCAGCAUUUAAUGAUAACCUCAACUGUACCUUUUGGUAAAGCAACUUUUAAACCUCAUGCUUUUUUCCCCCUAACUGCUAACCUGUGUUCAUAUUUAAUUUAUUCUUGAUUGAAAACUACAAAACUCUUCCUUUGUGUUUUUCGCAUAAUGUGUAUUGUUUUAAGACAGUAUGAUCAGGGAUCAGAUAACAAGUAAAAAUUUGAUAUUUCACAUACAUGUUCUCUCUUUGAGCUCAAAUGGAAAUAGAUUAGCAUUUCUUGGAAAAGUCAAAGAUCGAAUAUCAUUGUCAAGGUCCUUGCAAAGCUCCUUAGCAAAGCAGAAGCAUACUAAUAGGACAAAUCAAUCAAAUGAGAUACACUUAUUUCUCACAACAAUCAAUGAUUUUCUUUAAUGCCUUUUACCGCUAAUGAAGAUAUUAAUGGUACGGUAUCCUUUUAAUUUUAAUGGAAAAUAUUAAGUGCUUGGCAAGAUCUGGCUGGAGUUAAGUAACAGAUGCUCGCAGAGUUUUGACAAAUACCUAUGUGCAGCAGUGUCGGACUGCCUCUGUUUUGAUAAGAACGCUCCCAAAAUUGGAAGAAGGCAAUCAGCAGGACCAUCAGAGAAAGGAAAGGAUUGCUUGUAAAAACUCUGAAAAAAUAUAUGCCAAGGCCACUGUCUCGACAGUUGCUGUUUGUCUUCAAUUUGAUGAAGGGCCUCAACACAGAAUUACAUCAAACUCACCUUCCAUAUUACUAAAUUCAAGCAAAGUGUACCCAUCCACUAAAUAGAUACUUUGAUUUUAAAAAUGCUAGAUUAAAAUGCGUCACUAUUGCUUAGUUCUAUCCAUUUAAAACUCAGGAAUGCCUCGUGAUAACUUUUCAUCGUGCCCCUUUCGCAUCCUUUGAAAAAUUCGAAUCACUGAGUAUCUGAGCUACUGCUAUUCUCUUCUCUCCGUUUAAGAAGUCCCAGGGUAAGAAAACGCACCUUUUUUUUUCUUCUUCUUUUUAAAAAAAAAAAAAUGCCUAAUAUCAGCACAUGAUGCAGCUCUACCUUGAUUAGAUUGUAACUUGCAUCUAAGUUUCAUCCUUUUUAUAAUGUUUUCCUCAUCAAGUUAUACGAAAAAUAGCUAAUUUUGUUGGCCGAUCAAUGAGGCCAAUGUUUAAUUGGUAUUUCAAAUUUAGAGUUAUCUUGAAUUCUUCGGACAAAACAGCUCUCUUCCCUCUCCCAUAAGUAUACAGGAAAGAGUACCAAGAAUUUUACCAAGUCAUACUCAUUUUUACCCUUUUCUAAUUUAUACCCAUUUCUUCUAUACUUUUCUCUAUAAUUGACACUGCAGUAAUCAAGUACAAAUUUUAAGUAGAUAUAUUUUCAACCAAUCGGAGUUCUUAUCAUCUCAUUCAUUCUUACUCUAGAGAGCAUUACAACGGUGAAAUUCCAGGAACUCGUGUGCUUCCUUUCAUACUUACUUUUUUAAUGGAAUAAUACUGAACGUCCUUUCUUGAAACCUAACCUAAUUUUUCCUCUCUUUGUGAAGAAUAAUCUUUGAAGAUGCCAAGCAAUAGCUUUGUUUUGCUCUCCUUUGAUAACAUAGAAUGGAAGCAAAGUUUGUGAAACAUCCCAAACAGGAGGCACAAUUCUGCAAUUUCACCAUCCAUUAGUUAUUUUUCUUUAUGAAUCAGUUAGUUUUAUCUUGUGCUCCUCUAUUAAAACUGAAUGUUCUUUUUUCUAGCCUCUGUUCCCUAUUAGAAGGAAAUAACAGACAUUUUUAACAAAUGAUUGUUAGAACAUGAGUUAACUCCUUUCACUAUGCUCUCAGAUUUACUGAAUCCUUCUUUGUUUUUCUAUUUUCUCAAAUAAUUUUGUUCAAUCUUGAAUUAUUUUUCGAUACAAUUUAUUGUGAUAUGAUUAUUCCUAAGGUCUACUCCUCGAAUUUAUUUAUGAAUUGUUUUAAAUACCUAUGCAUGUGUACAAAUAGUUCAUUACAAUCAUUGUCUGUUGUAAUUUCACUAUGUAUGGAACAUUAAAUGCAAUGUGAUAAAUCGUUAAA
This is a messenger RNA of Bemisia tabaci, 4651 nucleotides long. Its product is annotated as protein ABHD18. Lineage: Eukaryota; Metazoa; Arthropoda; Insecta; Hemiptera; Aleyrodidae. The record is from RefSeq and is a predicted model, not a curated record.